GGGCUCAGGCUCGGCUCUCAGCUCCACUCUGCCUUCUGCUCCGCUCUCACUUGCUGCCCAAGGCUCCUGCUCCUGCCCCAGGACUCUGAGGUGGGCCCUAAAACCCAGCGCUCUCUAAAGAAAAGCCUUGCCAGCCCCUACUCCCGGCCCCCAACCCCAGCAGGUCGCUGCGCCGCCAGGGGGCGCUGUGUGAGCGCCCUAUCCUGGCCACCCGGCGCCCCCUCCCACGGCCCAGGCGGGAGCGGGGCGCCGGGGGCCAUGCGGGGCCAAGGCAGAAAGGAGAGUUUGUCCGAAUCCCGAGAUCUGGACGGCUCCUAUGACCAGCUUACGGGCCACCCUCCAGGGCCCAGUAAAAAAGCCCUGAAGCAGCGUUUCCUCAAGCUGCUGCCGUGCUGCGGGCCCCAAGCCCUGCCCUCAGUCAGUGAAAUCGGCCUUGUCUUCUGCUGCCGCCUUCUCGGUGACAAUUCGCUCCCUUCAGCAUUAGCUGCCCCAGCCUCCCUCCGCCCCCACAGACCCCGCCCGCUGGACCCAGACAGCGUAGAGGAUGAGUUUGAAUUAUCCACGGUGUGUCACCGGCCUGAGGGCCUGGAACAACUCCAGGAACAGACCAAGUUCACACGCAGAGAGCUGCAGGUCCUGUACCGAGGCUUCAAGAACGAAUGCCCCAGCGGGAUUGUCAACGAGGAGAACUUCAAGCAGAUUUAUUCUCAGUUCUUUCCCCAAGGAGAUUCCAGCAACUAUGCUACUUUUCUCUUCAAUGCCUUUGACACCAACCACGAUGGCUCUGUCAGUUUUGAGGACUUUGUGGCUGGUUUGUCGGUGAUUCUUCGGGGGACCAUAGAUGAUAGACUGAGCUGGGCCUUCAACUUAUAUGACCUCAACAAGGAUGGCUGUAUCACAAAGGAGGAAAUGCUUGACAUUAUGAAGUCCAUCUAUGACAUGAUGGGCAAGUACACAUACCCUGCCCUCCGGGAGGAGGCCCCAAGAGAACACGUGGAGAGCUUCUUCCAGAAGAUGGACAGGAACAAGGAUGGCGUGGUGACCAUCGAGGAAUUCAUCGAGUCUUGUCAACAGGACGAGAACAUCAUGAGGUCCAUGCAGCUCUUUGAUAAUGUCAUCUAGCUCCCCAGGGAGAGGGGUUAGUGUGUCCUAGGGUGACCAGGCUGUAGUCCUAGUCCAGACGAACCUAACCCUCUCUCUCUAGGCCUGUCCUCAUCUUACCUGUACCCUGGGGGCUGUAGGGAUUCAAUAUCCUGGGGCUUCAGUAGUCCAGAUCCCUGAGCUAAGUCACAAAAGUAGGCAAGAGUAGGCAAGCUAAAUCUGGGGGCUUCCCAACCCCCGACAGCUCUCACCCCUUCUCGACUGAUACCUAGUGCUGAGGACACCCCUGGUGUAGGGACCAAGUGGUUCUCCACCUCCUAGUCCCUCUCUAGAAACCACAUUAGACAGAAUGUCUCCUGCUAUGGUGCUUUCCCCAUCCCUGAUCUCUUAGAUUUUCCUCAAGACUCCCUUAUCAGAGAACACGCUCUGUCCAUGUCCCCAGCUGGCUUCUCAGCCUAGCCUUUGAGGGCCCUGUGGGAGGGGGGGACAAGAAAGCAGAAAAAUCUUGGCCCCGAGCCAGUGGUUAGGUCCUAGGAAUUGGCUGGAGUGGAGGCCAGAAAGCCUGGGCAGAUGAUGAGAGCCCAGCUGGGUUGUCACUGCCAGGUUCCAGGGCCUACAGCCCUGGGUCAGCAGAGUAUGAGUUUCCAGACUUUCCAGAAGGUCCUUAGCAAUGUCCCAGAAAUUCACCGUACACUUCUCAGUGUCUUAGGAGGGCCCGGGAUCCAGAUGUCUGGUUCAUCCCUGAAUCCUCUCCCUCCUUCUUGCUCGUAUGGUGGGAGUGGUGGCCAGGGGAAGAUGAGCAAACAGUGGUGUCCCGGAUGAUGCCUGUCAAGGUCCCACCUCCCCUCCGGCUGGUCUCUUGACAGCUGUUUGAUUCUCCAUGACCCCUAUCUAGAUGUAGAGGCAUGGAGUGAGUCAGGGAUUUCCCGAACUUGAGUUUUACCACUCCUCCUAGUGGCUGCCUUAGGGGAAUGGGAAGAACCCAGUGUGGGGGCACCCAUUAGAAUCUUUGCCCGGCUCCCCACAAUGCCCUGGGGUCCCCUAGGGUACCCGCUCCCUCUGUUUAGUCUACCCAGAGAUGCUCCUGAGCUCACCUAGAGGGUAGGGACGGUAGGAUCCAGGUCAACCUCUCCAGGUCAGCACCCUGCCAUGCUGCUGCUCCUCAUUAACAAACCUGCUUGUCUCCUCCUGCGCCCCUUCUCAGUCAGCCAGGGUCUGAGGGGAAGGACCUCCCGUUUCCCCAUCCCGUCAGACAUGGUUGACUGCUUUGCAUUUUGGGCUCUUCUAUCUAUUUUGUAAAAUAAGACAUCCGAUCCAAUAAAACACACGGCUAUGCACA
Molecule: messenger RNA, 2440 nt
Organism: Rattus rattus (black rat)
Lineage: Eukaryota; Metazoa; Chordata; Mammalia; Rodentia; Muridae
Gene: Kcnip2
Product: potassium voltage-gated channel interacting protein 2
Exons: 10
Coding region: 259-1122 (287 amino acids)
Biological process (GO): regulation of potassium ion transmembrane transport
Cellular component (GO): voltage-gated potassium channel complex
Molecular function (GO): potassium channel regulator activity; calcium ion binding
Source: RefSeq, a predicted model, not a curated record